AGACGCGAGUCGGUGAAAGAAUACACCCGCACGCCAGGCGUCACCUUUUUUUCCGAGCGCCGCAGCCGACAAACCGACUCAGCUGUGCGUGGCAGAGUCCGCAGCGCAGUAUAGAGUUUUCAAAGAAUCGCGCCUUAGCCGCUGCCAUCAGCGCGCACGUAUUAUAUCUACUUAUAUUCCAAACAUAACCUAAAAUAGCGCGCAGAAACAUCAUCGCAAAAGAAGUGGUGAGCAGCAGUGCAGUGCGCGCGUGUGCCAGUCUUUCGCCCGAUUCUCGAAAACGUCGUUGAUCCCUCGGCUAUGCCAGUGGAGCUCCAGAUCCUCGUCUAGCUGAUCCGCAUCCGAGUUCGAGAAGCAGAACACAAAAGAAUGCUGCGGAGAGACAAGGAAUGUGGAAUUAACUCGUAGCCCCAAUGGAUGAGGGAUGCUCAUUCCAAGACGUCAGCACAACAGAAGUGAAGUUUUAGUGGCUUGUCUAUAAAAUCCGUGGGAAUGGGCAAUUGCCUGUGUAAAAAUGGCAACGAGGAAUGUGAACAGGACCCAAACUACGACACAAGAGCGAUGGGAGCCACAAUUUUGUUGGACAAUCAUGUGGAGACCAUCGCUACAAACGAAUCAACAACCAACUAUAAAUUUCCCACAUCCGCCAAUAUUGACAAGCUAGUGUUGGAAAUCCUAGGGGUUAUAGGAUUGCUUGUUGACAAUGAACAGGAACCUCCACCAGCGAUGCUAAAACUACACAAUAUCGCUGAUAAAGAAGAUGGCUGGAUACAGGUUGUCAGUUCUAUGGUCAAUGUAAUUCCUAUGCAUAAUCCAUUGGGUCCAUCUGUAAUAACUUUAAUGCUAGACGACUGUCCUUUACCUUCUAAAGACUCAGUUUUAAGGUUGUCACAAGUGUUACAAUUAUCUCAGAAGCACAGUAAGGUACAAACCAGUGCAACGCAGCAACGGAACAUAUGUGUAGUUCUUGGGUGCAUUGCAGAAAGAUUGGCUGGUCCUAGUAGUAUAGCGAUUUUAUCAGAUGCUACUUUAGACUAUCUUGUGUCAAAUCUUAGAGAAGAUAUUGAACCAUACGUUGUAUUAUAUUCUUUGAUAGCUUUAGAAAAGUUUGCCCAAACAAGUGAGAAUAAAGUAACAAUUAAGAGGCGACUUUUAGCGGAAAAACCGAAUCCUUUAUUGAAACUAGAAAAGUGGGUCAGCGAGACUCAUUAUGUCCGACGACAAGUUGGCUUCUGUGCUCAGUGGUGUUUAGAUAAUUUAUUUUUAAUAGAAGGCCGAAAAUAUUCCCAUGAUACGGUCGACAUGACUGGCAUUAAUGUGAUGUUAAAUACAAAGGACGUAAGCGAGUACCUGAAAAUUUCGCCCAACGGUUUAGAGGCGCGAUGUGACGCUUGUUCGUUUGAAAGUGUUAGAUGUACGUUUCAAGUUGAUGAAGGAGUAUGGUAUUAUGAAACUUUAAUCAUAACUACGGGUGUGAUGCAAAUUGGAUGGGCUACAAAAGAUAGCACUUUCCUCAAUCAUGAAGGGUAUGGAAUUGGGGACGACCAAUUUUCAUUAUCAUUUGAUGGCUGUAGAAGAUUAAUUUGGCAUGAUGCGAGUAGUGAAAAGCUUUAUGCUAUACCCUGUUGGAAAGCUGGCGACGUUCUCGGUUGUUUGUUAGAUCUAAACAAAUUGGAAGUUAUUUUCUCGAUUAAUGGUGUUGCACUCAAACCUUGCAAACAGCUGUUUAAAAAUGCGGUUUCAGGAUUUUUUGCUGCUGCUAGUUUUAUGUCGUUCCAGCAAUGUCUCUUUAAUUUCGGAAAUGUACCAUUUAAAUAUCCACCGACAGAUCGCAGCUAUCAGACAUUCAAUGAUCAUGCUACUUUAAAUCCUGAAGAUAAAAUUGUUUUACCCAGGCACAUAUAUCUCGACCAGCUCAGGAAGCUUAGUGUUCGGGAAGAUUCUUGCACAUUAUGUUUUGAUCGCAAAGCAUCUGUCAAACUACUACCCUGCGACCACAGGGGAUUUUGCCAAACGUGUUCUAAACAACUAAUCGAGUGUCCAAUGUGCAGAGCGACAAUUAAGAAAAUGUCAGUAGACAAUACUUGACGCUCAGCAAACAAAUUAGCAUUUACGAGACAAGUUCUACUUUCAUUACGACAUUUACUUCUCAAAAGGCGCCACAAGAUAAUCAGUUCGAUAAACUAUCGAACAAUUUCUUAGAAGUGCGCGAGCACUUUAAAUUACGGGUCGGGUGCAAUUAGAAAUUUUUUUACGUGACGAUCAAAAUACAGUUUCUAACCUUUCAAGGAAAAGUUUGAGACAUUUAAGAAAUUUCAAAUUUCUUUAGAAAACAUAUAAGCAGAAUACUUUCUCAAAAAUCUUAGAAAACAGACAAGUGUUGCUUUAGAGUUUUAAAAUAUAGGUAAACUCUGACUAUACUGAAAGUUGAAUGUGAUUUAAAGCUAGUAAAAAAGUUUCUUUUAAAAAAUGGUACAAGAAAAUAAAUUUAUUCUACCAUCAUUCACUUUAUGCAUUAUUUUUGUAUCAUCUAAUUAACUUGUAUCAAGAUAUAAAAGCAACAUUCCAAUUAAAAGCGUCUUUUUCAUAUCUUAAUUUAUCAAGUUUAAGUUUCAUAAAGUAAAUUUCAAAGUUUUGAUAUACAUCAAUUUUCUUCAAAGUCGUGUUUCAUAAUAAGCCGAUCCGAGCCAAAAUUGAAAAGAACUUUUUCUACAUACAUUACUGAGUAAUGUAUCAUGCGAUCAUAAACAUGAUGCAUUUUCUUGUUUAUUGGAUAUGUAGUGUUAGAUAAAAUUUUAUUAUAAUAAGCAUCAAGUAUGUUAACAUAACUUUUUUCUUUUAGUUAGCAUGCUUAUAAAAACUGGGAAUGUAUAAUGUUUACGCAACGAUUAUUGGAAGCUCUAAAAUUGAAUCCGUAAAAAGUGAAUAGUGACUGAUCUUUUAUUUCACUUUUAUAAGCAUAUCUUAAUUACGUUUAUAUUAAUUGAGUGACUAUCAAUAACUAUAAGAGAUUCCACAACAAAAAUGUUGUUUUAAUCUUGUUACGUGAGAUGUUUAUUCGCACUUGUUGAUUGAAAUAAAAAUAGAAGUAUUUUUUCAUAUGUUUUAAAAUCUAUUCUACAGCUCUCUACGAAAUAUCGAGAACGAAAUUUUGCUUUCUUAAAGUAAAACACAAUAUCCUCUCGUCGAGCACCAUUUCUAAGACACCUUGUGAUCUAUUUUAAUCUACAAAAAUAACCAAAAAAGCUCUUCUUCUCGGGCUGUAAUGUAAAACUCAUCAAACUUCUGUAUGAUGAUAAUUUUAAACACGAUACUUUGUAAAAUAACUUCGUAGUGUACAAACGCCAAGUAAAAGAAUAACAUUAUUAUUAUAUAUACAAAAAUAUAAAAAAACUGUAUAUUAUAUUCUUGAUCGAAUAUAAAGAGUUGUAAUAUUUUAA
Nasonia vitripennis (jewel wasp) is the source of this 3440-nucleotide messenger RNA. Its product is annotated as RING finger and SPRY domain-containing protein 1. The transcript is spliced from 11 exons. Gene Ontology annotation, cellular component: cytoplasm. NCBI's taxonomy places the organism in Eukaryota, Metazoa, Arthropoda, Insecta, Hymenoptera, Pteromalidae. Bases 493 to 2088 code for a protein of 531 amino acids. Gene Ontology annotation, molecular function: protein binding; ubiquitin-protein transferase activity. The record is from RefSeq and is a predicted model, not a curated record.